AAUAAACAGCUGAGAGGAAAAAACGUCAAAAAACUGCGGCGAGUCCGAAGAAAACACGUCAGUUUUAAGUUUUAACAACUUUAUUAUUUGCCAACGAUCAAAUAAUAAUCCCAUUUGCAUUUAAUUAUACACCGCGUGUGAUACCAACAAGAUUUUAAUUCAGUUAAGUGCCGCGUGUCGAGAAUUAUCGGAGAUCGAUAGAGGUGUUUAUAACAAUGGGAUGGUUUAGAAAAAGUGACCUUAAAAUUUUAGUAGUGUUUGUAGUUUUAACAACUGCGUUAUGUAGCGUGCAGCCACCGGCCAUUAAUCCGGGGAUCCUAACCCAGUCUAAACAAGUCGGCGACUGUCAGGCUUGUAAGAUAUUCAUCGAAUCUUUCAAAAAAGGCUUGGAACGUACAGCCAGAGGUAAAUAUGAAGGUGGGGAUGCUGCGUGGGAGGAAGAGAAACUUAAAAAGUCGUACAAACGGAGUGAGAUGCGUCUCAUAGACAUACAGGAAAGUAUAUGCAAAGAGACUAAGCACUCUAGCCAGUGCCACUUAAUGGCAGAGAAAGCCGAAGAGUAUAUUGAGCAGUGGUGGGCACAGGAUCCUGACGAAUCAGACGAUCUUUUUACAUACAUUUGUAUAGAUAACAUGAAAUUAUGUUGCCCAGAACAUCACUAUGGUAAGGACUGCACACCAUGCCCAGGAGACCAUGAGAACCUCUGCAACGGCCAUGGUAAAUGCAGAGGAGAUGGAACACGAAAAGGAAACGGUACUUGCCUCUGUGAUGCAGGAUACACAGGAGAGAACUGUGACCAGUGCACUGUAGACUAUUACAUAUCAAAUAGAGACGAGAAAUCUGUGACAUGCUGGCCAUGCCAUGUGUCUUGUUCAGGAGGAUGUCGACAAGGCACACAGAAGGACUGCGUGGCUUGUAAGACUGGUUUCAUCUUUGACGUAGAUGAAGGCUGCAUAGACAUUAAUGAGUGCGAUGAUAUAAACAAAUGUACGAAAGACCAGUUUUGUAUGAACUCUCUGGGUUCGUUCAUGUGCAUGGCGUGUGAUAAGUCUUGUGCCGGUUGUCAUGGCGAUGGACCGGAUGGCUGUCGAAAAUGCGCUAAAGGCUAUUCGAGGAAGGGAGAAUUUUGUAUUGAGGACAGGGAGGAUGAAUAUCAGUCUGAAAAGUUAGCCAACACAAGAAGUGAGGAGUUGUAAGGAUUAACACAAUUGCUAGUUGAGUAGGUACAUGACCUACGUGGGCCUUCUCAUUGCAACAGUCAUUCUACUCCCCAUGUCCAUGUCUCUAGGAGGCAUUGUUGGAGGAAUGGUACUUGCCUACAUUGUGGGGGCUGAGUAUUACUGUAUGAUAAACGGACACAAUGGCCUUGUGGACUUAAAAGACUAUGAUUUGAUGCAGUUAUUCCGUACAUAAUUAACUUGUAGAAAUUUUACGUCUAGGUUCUGAAUAGAUGUAGUAUUUAUUGUAGAGUAAGCUUAGAAUUGUGCUCAAUUUUUUGAUAAGUAAGAAGUGUGAGGUGUGUUUGAAAUGGAUUUUAAUUAUCAAAUUAAUAAAGGCUGCAAAAGCUUGAUGUAGUCUGAAAAUUUUGGUAUGAAUAUUCAUAAUUUCUUAAUUGGUAUUUAAUAUUUAUAUGGAGUGUUUUAAGAACUAACAUUUUGGAAGACCAAUAAAAAUUAUUAAUAAAAAAAUUUGAAUAUAUGGAAUUAAAAGUAUAGCUAAUGUUAUUUUUCUUAAUCACACAGGAAAAAUAAUUUUGAGGAUAAAAUAGUCGCCAUUUUAGCCUUUAGAAUCGCAUUUGUUGUUUUCUGAACAGACAUUGAAGUAAGUAAUUUAAUAAUGCACGUAAAUAAGUAUUGAUUUGUGGUAUCAGUUAAAGAAUGAAAGGUAAUAUGUAACAGUAUCUGAAUUGAUUCUUAAGUUAUAGAUGAGACAAAUAUGUCUACUGUUACCACUUGUGAGAAUUGUAGUUUGCGAGCUAUUAUCUCGUCUAAGAUCAAAACCACGGUAAGAUUGUCAUGUUAAAAAUACUUAAUGGCGCUCUCUUCCACUUUCAUAUGGGAAAUUGCGUGACUAAACAUCAAAGUGGUGUUUGUAUUUCUAAUUUCCUUCUAAGCAUAAAAAAUAUUGCAAGGUAUUUAAUUAUAUAAAUGCGAAAGUUCUUUUGCCUAUCUAUUAGACUUUCAUGGUUCACACACCGUUGAACUGAUUUUGAUGAAAUUUGGUAUGAAAUAAGCUCGAACACCACGAAAUUACAUAGUACAAAGCUAAUUUUUUAUGUAUUUGUCACCAACAGAGUUCUGAAGUGCCAAUCGCGAUCAAAACAUUGUUUAUUUAAAAUACAUUUAAUGGUUAGUCAAAUUUCUAUUUAUUUUUAUUAGGUAGAACUAUUUUAUAACAUCGAUAUUUAUUGUAUAUUAUUAGGAACAUUAGAACGAGAUUAAAGACAAGGAAUUUAAUUAUACUUAAUUAUAUCUAUUGAUUAAAAUGGUAAAACUUGUGUUGAUUAUUUAAAUGUUUAAUUUUAUUGAAGAUGUCUGUUUUUAUUAAAGCAUUGUUAUAGAAUUUAUUUAACAUUCUGUUUUAAUAUUUUGUUCUUAUUGAGAUUGGUCGCUGCGCAGUGGCGAAAAUUUAGCUAGGAGGAAUUCAUUGUAUUUGUAUAAAGUUGUUUUUGUUAAUUUGUUUUAAGUGUAAUGUAAUUUAUAUAAAUCAUUUUUCUAUCAAUAAAAUAAUUUAUACGUAUUCGAACUUAGUAAUUUAUUAUUAGGUGAAUUACGUACUGUAGAAAAAGAAAGCAUAUUUUAAUUAUGUCAUCCUAGUAUCUAAUAUUUAUUUUAAAUAUAAAACUAUUGCAGUCAUGACGUGAAAAGAUUUCGUUAAAAAAAAUGUAAAAAUGCAGUGAAAUAGAUAAUGUAUAAACAUAGUAGACAGUAAUCGGGAAAUGUAAAGUUUGAUUCCUUUACCACGUGGUAAAGGAAUCAAACAUUGUAAUGAAAGUGAGGAACAUUAGAAUAAGUAUAAGACUUAGAAUUUUCUUAUUAGUGCAAUUAGUAUCGAAAGUGGACGAUUUGUAAGAGCAUUGUAUUUGUUCACAAUUAUUUAACUAAUCUUGUGUCAAAAAUAAUUUGUAAACAUGUGUUUUUUGCCUGUUUUAAGAACCAUUGAAAAUUGUGUUUGUGUUGUCUAUAGGCGUUUUAAAUUCAGUUAGUUUUUUGGACACUUUAGAGAUUGGAGAUAUAACGAAGAUUUUAUUUAAAUAACGAUUUUUAAAUUUAGAAUUGUGUGUGAUUUAUUUAUUGAAUUUGUUUUGUUUCUGAAAGUGAAUAAGAUUCUUACCAAUACAUGUAUUUGGAAAAUAA
This is a messenger RNA of Manduca sexta (tobacco hornworm), 3356 nucleotides long. RefSeq names its product cysteine-rich with EGF-like domain protein 2. Gene Ontology annotation, molecular function: calcium ion binding. Lineage: Eukaryota; Metazoa; Arthropoda; Insecta; Lepidoptera; Sphingidae. The record is from RefSeq and is a predicted model, not a curated record. The transcript has 4 exons. The coding region runs from base 216 to 1196 and encodes 326 amino acids.